This is a messenger RNA of Poeciliopsis prolifica (blackstripe livebearer), 2991 nucleotides long. RefSeq names its product zinc finger protein ZFP2-like. Gene Ontology annotation, biological process: regulation of immune system process; regulation of cytokine production; negative regulation of transcription by RNA polymerase II. The transcript has 10 exons. Gene Ontology annotation, molecular function: RNA polymerase II cis-regulatory region sequence-specific DNA binding; DNA-binding transcription factor activity. NCBI's taxonomy places the organism in Eukaryota, Metazoa, Chordata, Actinopteri, Cyprinodontiformes, Poeciliidae. The coding region runs from base 671 to 2833 and encodes 720 amino acids. The record is from RefSeq and is a predicted model, not a curated record.
UGAGCCCGUGAGCUCCAGUUUCUACGUUUUUACUUGCAGUUGUUUCGGUUCUGGUUUCAUUCUUGUCUGCUGUCGUUUAUAGAAAACCUCCAACAUGAAGCCCCGGAUCUCUGAAACUCGUUAACUGACGGUUUACGUCUUUAAACGAAACAAACUGGACCUUCAACUGUCGGAGCCUCUCGAACUGUUCCUGUUAGCUCCAUGCUAGCUGCUCGGGCCGGUGAGCACCGGAUUUCUGACGAGGCCUAGAUGAGAGAAGAUGAUGAAUGAAGUGAAGGUGGAAGAGGAGGAAGGAGGAGACGAAGACACUAAGUCAGGAGAAAAGAGCUGAACUGGAAUAACUGCAGGUGGAUGGAACAGGAGGAUCUGAUAGGAGGAGAGACAGGUGGGAUCUGCUCUGACGUGGCUCCUGAUUGGUGGAGCUGCUCAGGUUCCAGCCUGAGAGAGAGAGGAAGAGUAGAGCUGCAGGAAGAAAAGAAGGCGGCCAUUUUCAACUAAUACAUUGAUAACGGCAUAAAGUGAAAGUUCAAGACAAUAACCUUUAAUUAAACAGAAACAUUAAACUGGAAGACAUUUUAAACAUACAAAAUAAAAGGCAGAAACCGGAAAUAAAACAGAAAUAAAAACCAAACAACUGAAACCAUCAGUGAAACAGAUUAAAGGCCCGCAGAUGCCUCCUGACCAUCAAAGUUUCUGCUCUACUCCAGAACCGGCCUCGGACCAACCCAAACCCAAACGGCGCCACUGCUGCUCGCUGUGCGGCCGGGAGUUCGCCGGCCCGGCCCGUUUGGCCGACCACGUUGCCACCCACUACGGCUACAAGCCGCACAGCUGCUCUGUCUGCGGGAAGCGCUUCACCAAGAAGGUGAACGUGUUGGUGCACCAGCGCGUCCACACUGGGGAGAAACCGUACUCCUGCCCCGACUGCGGCGUCAGCUACGCCCAGCGCGGCUGCCUGCGCCGCCACCUCCUCAUCCACUCCCCGGAGAAACCCUUCAGCUGCUCCUUGUGUGGGCGUGGCUUCGUCCAGCGCCGCUACCUGGUCCAGCAUGAGCGCACCCACACGGGGGAGAAACCGUUCUCCUGCUCGCUGUGCCCCAAACGCUUCGCCUCCCGCAGCGGCCUGUCCGACCACCUGAAGACCCACCAGGAGCAGAAGCAGCAUUCCUGCUCGCUCUGCGGGAAAAGCUUCUCCUCCGCGUCGUCGUUCCGGGAUCAUGUGAGGAACCACACGGGACGCAAACUCCACCCCUGCUCACUGUGUGGGAGGAGCUUCAACCGGCCGAGUCUCCUGAAGAAACACCUGCAGAAACACCUGCAGAAACAUGCGGAUGGAACCCUGGAGAAGGAAGAAGCUGCCCUCCAUUGCUUCCUCUGUCAGGAGCAUUUCUCCUCCGUCAAAGAGGCGAAGGAUCACGAGCGGCGGUACCACGCCGCGACCCGGUUCUCCUGCGACGUCUGCAGCCGCUCGUUCACUCGCUCGUCCCGGCUGAAAGACCACCUGCGCUCCCACACGGGGGAGCGGCCGUUCCAGUGCGACGUCUGCAAGACGCGCUUCACUGUGCUGAGAGCGCUGAGGAAGCACCAGGAGAUCCACAGCCGGCCGAACCACCGGCCCGACACCGUACCGUCUGGCGGUCCGGAUCCGCCAGAACCGAUCCCAGACAAGCCUCUGGACAGAACCAGCGCCGCCCUGCAGGUGGAGAGCCGCAGCAACGAGUCACUGCCUUCACUGACUGAACCGAUCCCUGCCAGGACAGAGCCAGAGAAGAACCUGGAGGCCCAGGAAGUCUCAGAAAACCAGCGACCGGAACCGCCGGGCCCAGAGACCCCGACCACCUGCAGGAGUCUGGCGGUGAGGAAGAAGAGAAACCACAGCUGCUGCAUCUGCUCCAAGAGCUUCCUGAAGCCCUGCCUGCUACGGGAACACAUGAGGGUCCAUAUCAGGGAGGGCCGGCUGCCGGACCCGGCCGACAAGGUGUUCUGGCUCCACAUGCGGACCGGCGGCCAGAAGAAGAAAACUGUGAUGAUGAUGAGGAAGGAGGAUGAAGGUGUGGAGGAAGAGUGCCGACCCGGUGACCUCUCUACCUCUGACCCCGUCCUCGUGCCUGGCGCCGGGCAGCCUGCCGGUAACCAUGGCGACCAGGGUGGGAACCAGCGGGAGGAAGAGGAUGUCAGCGGUUUGAUCAACUCUGAUGGAGAGGAAGAGCGCUGGGAACCGGAGCGCCGCGCAGGUCCAAAGAUCAGCUCCGACCCGGCAGCAGACGGCCGCUCCACGGGAAAAUCCAAGAGCUGCUGCCCGGUGUGCGGCCGCGACUGCUUCAAGGCCUCUGCGCUGCAGAAGCACCUGCGCAUACACUCCGGCGAGCGGCCCUUCCAGUGCCCCACCUGCAGGAAGAGUUUCGUGCAGCACGUCCACAUGACGGAGCACCAGCGCAUCCACACCGGCGAGAAGCCCUUCACCUGCGCCGUCUGCAGCAAGAGCUUCACCUUCUCCAGCGCCCUGCGCCGCCACCAGCGCGUCCACACCGACGCCCGGCCCUUCCGCUGCGCCCUCUGCCCCAAGACCUUCAAGCAGCUGUGCGUUCUGAAGAACCACCAGCUGACGCACUCGGGCGUCCGCUACCAAUGCCCGCUGUGCAGCAAGAGCUUCAGCCGCGCGCUGGAGCUCACCUACCACAUCGACGUGCACUCUGACGCGCAACCCUACUACUGCAGCGUCUGCAAGAAGAACCUGAGCGGCGCCCGCAUCUUCAGGAAGCACAUGAGGAAGCACGAAUCCGACAAGCCAAAGCUCGACCCGGCGGCGGCACAGUCCACCAAAACCCAAUGAGGUCACCUCGACAGAUUCACUGCUAAACUUCCUACAGGAGCUCAGAAGGGCCAAACAAAGCAGAGACUCCGGUCUGAUGGGUCGAUGCCUUGCUCAAGGGCACGGUGAGAGACCGGCCAAGACGAAAUAGUCAGAUUCUCCACAAUAAAAAUUUGAUC